GUGAUGCUCUAAAAUAUAUUGGAAUGUGGAUAAUAUUAGUAGCAGAGUCGGUGAUAGAAAAAAAUCUAUCAGAAAUGAAAGCAUCAAAACUUCUAAGCAAGUUACUUGUUAGAACAGCAUUGAAAAUGGGAAAAUUUGAACUAAAUAAGUUAAUAAAUGAAAGGACUCACAUAGUGACUCUAGACAAAGCUUCGAAUAUGGGAGAUGAAUUAGAAAGAGAGGUCUUAUUUUCACAUUUUGAAAUUCAACAAAAUAUUGGCCAAUUGGAAAAUCCAAACUCAUAUGAAAGCUACUUUGAUGCAUUGCCUAAAAUAAUUUGUAGUUUUUUUCAUGCAUUCAUUACAGUACUACAACAACAAAAACAAAAUGUUAUUAAUAAAAAAAGAGAGUCUUCAUUUACUGAUGAUCUUUUAAUAAUGUAUGAAAAUACAUUAAAUACAAUGUUAGAAAUUUGUGCAAAUGAAUUUGAUAUGAAAGAUGUACACUUGAAAAUUAUUGAGCAAGUACAUACAGGUU
Funneliformis geosporum is the source of this 516-nucleotide messenger RNA. The record is from the annotation of a GenBank genome assembly. NCBI's taxonomy places the organism in Eukaryota, Fungi, Glomeromycota, Glomeromycetes, Glomerales, Glomeraceae.